Trichobilharzia szidati is the source of this 362-nucleotide messenger RNA. The record is from the annotation of a GenBank genome assembly. Lineage: Eukaryota; Metazoa; Platyhelminthes; Trematoda; Strigeidida; Schistosomatidae.
UUGCAAGGAUGAAUACGAGUAAUUCUAAUAUUAGAAAUGAUGAGAUCCCAUCACCAAAAAACUUUAAUUCCUUUCGUACACAGAUAUUGAAUGCCUUAAAAUAUGUGGAGCCCAAAUUGAAAUCAGCUAAUGUAUCGUGUGAUAUCCUUAUGCGAAAAGCAUCAAAAACUCCAAAACCUGGCAAUAUUCAAGUCUUAAUUAGGCUAUCAAGUAUUGAGAUGAAAAAGGUAUUCAAUUCUGCAGAAUGGUUCGGUAUUCUUAAAAACACACUGUUGUCUGCUAAUGUAAUCGGACUCAAUGACACAAGAUCAUAUCGUAAGUGUAUAACUAUUACUCACCUCGAUCAUGAUUAUGUAAAAUAG